GCUCACUGAGCGUCAUGCAGGACAUCUGCUGUCCGCACAGAGCUGCACACAGCGCAACACCGGACUACCGCCUUCAAACACCGCAAAUGACUGGAUCCAAGUUUUCACACCGAAGAGGAAACACUGGAGAUUUUAAGUGUUUUCGGAUUCACUGCAUCUCUUCUGAUGUCUGGAGAAGCAUUAUUAAAGAGCUUUAACUGAGCAGACUUAUAAGGAGGAAUCUUGGCUCCUGCAGCCAUUUCCCCUGCAGAGCUGAGCUCUUUGGCUGGCUUGCUACUUCCUUUAGCAGAGGGGCUGCUGGCAGGGGCAACAUCUAAGCAGGUCAUGAAGCCUCAAGAGGCAGAGCUUGUCACUGAAAUCUCAAAGUUACAAUGCAUGGUCUCGGAGCUGAAGACGGGCUUCACCAGCGCUCUGCUGGAGCUCAGUAAGAUCCAACAUGGAGACACGUACCUGAGGGAGGAGCUGGAGGAGAACAGGAGGAGCUGCCAGAAGAAAGCUCAUCGUCUGGAGGCUCUGGUAGAGUCACUGAAGGAAGAACUUGGAGUGAUGCAGUGUCAGAUCUUGCAGCUGUACAGUAACAGACAGAGACCUCUGCAGGAUGGAAAGAGCUCCACACCCAAACAGAGAGAAAGCCGUGACCCAGCAGAAUCGGCCUGCGAGCGGAGUCAGUGUGAGCGUCCGUCUGCUCCACCAGCCUGUCUGUCCAGAGGGAAACUGCUCCUCCACUGUUUCCUGCAGGGCCUCAAAGCAGGACUGAGUGAAGGCACAGAUGCACGACAUCAGGUGGCGAUGCAACUUCUGCAUUCUGAGUGGGAGUACGUGUCAACCUUAAACCAGCUCUAUGAUAAAUACAAGACACCACAGGAUCACCAGAUGACUGUUGAGCCAUAUCAGACUUAUCUGAAGUUUGUGGAGCAGCUGCUACAGCGACAUCUGCUCUUCAGAAACACCCUGCAAGAACGAUUAUCUGCUGAACACUGGAAAUCUCUGGUCGGAGACAUCCUGGUGCAGCUUAUCGGCCAAAAUGACACAGCCUUCUCGGAUAUGUACCUUGGAUACACGACUACCCUGGCGGCAUUCCUCUCGCUGGAGUUCAACAGACUAAAUCAUCCUGAGAAAAGUCAGAAAAUGCAGAGCGACCAGAUGGAGAGGGAGGAAGUGAAACUGCUCUCCCUGCUGUUGGCACCUGUCUCUCGCAUACACAGCUACCUGAGCCACAUUCAGAACUUGUUGCAGUGGACGGGUAAAGAGCAUCCUGACUGCAGCCUCCUGCUAGGAACUGAGCGAGCUCUGAGGAGCAUUUUGUCUCGCUGUCAUGUGAUUCUGGAGGAAGACGUCCAGUGGGAGGAAGGAGAAGGAGCUGGAGAAAGCUGCUCUGAUGCAGUGGCUGGUGGAUCCUCUGCAAGCUGUUGCAGAAGAAGCCAACAGACCAGAGAGUCUCAGCAUGAGUCCAACGCCGCAGCUCAGAGAGAUGACCAGCAGGCCGUCGGCAUCACUAACGGAGUCGACGGCUGUCACUCCAUGCGUCUGGAGUGCUGGUCCUGCAGCCCAGUGAGGAGGAAGGGCUGCGGAAGAGACUGGACCGCCCCGAACCAACCAGGCCGUGACUGUGGACACGCCUACUGCUCCCUCCUCACUCCUGACACGGCAGGGUGGGGAGAGAACAGCGACUCGGGCCAGGGCACCUUCAGCCAGCCCACCGGGAAAGGCACCAACGAGCUGGAGGCGCCUUACACUAACCACAGCCUUGAGGACGGUGAGACAGACCCAGAUGACACCUCCGCCUUCGACUACUCCUCUGUCACCUCCUGCAGCCCUGAUGGCACCCUCCGCAGGGAGAUGAUGGGCAGCAACAGUGGGGAGGAUGAAGAGGAGGACAGCCAGGUGCCAGUGCUGUUAAAGCCCUCAUACAACCAACAGCAGUCGAGGGAGGCACCCAGAGAGAGGACUGUGUGUCUCAGGUGGCAGAUUCCCAGACUGACCCCUCACCCUCCUCUGAGAAACACUGCAGGGCCGUGCGUGGACGGGCCAAAGCCGUGCCUCGUCAGCUCCUACGGGAAGAGGCUGGUUAGUGUCAGGAAGGGCUCGCCUCCUUUACAUCCAAAAAGUGCCUUCAGGCCCAUCUGGGAUGAUCCAUCCAAACAGGCUGAUUCAGCUCCGGAGAAAGACAACAGACAAGGCUUCAUACCGAUUCAAGCUCAAGCGAGGCAAAACUUUCAGAAUUUCAACCCGAGCAGAGAAAACCUGAGACCAGGCCUGCCUCAGCAGCGAGGUAACCAUGCGGCGGCCAUGAGCAGUGGAGGAUUGUGGGACGACAGUGAGGACAGCGAGGGACCCUGCAGCACCGUUUGACCCAGAGACAAGAGGACUAUCUCUAAAAACUGCUGCACAAAACCCUUUAAGUUACAACCAAACUGAGCUCAAGAUGUGAUUUAUUUAAUGGAUACAUUUUCCCAAAAGGCCAUGACAGCAAAGUUAAUGACAAAUCGAUGGUCCUGAUAACUGGAUGUGGGAUUUUUAUUGAUCUUCUGUUAAAUCUGAAUCUUUUAUGAACACUGCGGACAUCUUUGUUUGUCUGUUUGGUUCUUCGGGAUUACAAUUCGACAUGUGGGACAGCAACCAGAGGAUGUGUUCAGGGGUUUUAGUGUCCAGAAAAUUAGCAACAUAGAUUUCUCAAAACACAAACUAAAUCUGAAACAUUUCCUACUAAUGUUAGAUUUACAUCAAAAUCCCACUUUGCUAUUCAAAACCAUAUUUAUUUUAACUAAUUGAAAGUGAGAGGGUGGUGGUAUGUGAAGAGACAUUUUUAAUAUAUAGCUGAAGGAAGGUACUAAAUAACACAUUUUAUUUACUAGGACUAGACUAGAACAUAUUCUCAUUCACUUUGUGGUGAAGAGAUAACACUAAAUAAGAAGAUGUUGUCACUCUUCACUUUAGAAUAUAGUUACUGUUAGCAGCUGGCUGGUUAGCUUAGCAUAGCAUAAAGGCUGGAAACAGCUGGAGUGGCUCUGUUAAAUAGUAACAAAAUCCACCUACCAGCUCAUCUAAAGCUCACAAACUAACACAUUAUAUCUAGUUUGCCAGUCAGGCACAGUAACGGUCUCCGCUGGUUGCUCAGCAACAACUCAGAACCAGGAAAUAGCCCAGUACACGAUAUUUCUUUUCCCCCCCAGGAUGGUGAAGUUAUGACCCGCCCUAUUCUGCCUCUGACUUUUUUACCCCAACCCUAACCAAUCCCACUCCUCAUGCCUAAACCAAACUAACCAAUCCAAUGAAGGCAACGAGUACUAGCCAAUCAGAGGCGGCUAAUUAUCAUUUUUUAAAACUGUUUUUUGGUACAAAUUGUAUAUAUCUGUUAAUUAGUGAGCUUUGGAAGUGCUGGUAGAUAUAUUUGGUUACACUUGGAUAGAGCCAGGCCAGCGGCUUUUAAACUUUAGCUUAGUUUAAACUAAGCUAACUCUGUGCUAACGGCUAGCUGUAUAAGUAUGAGCUAAAUUAACAGACAAAUUAAAAGUGGUAUCAUAUUCUCAUCUCAACUUCCCCCAGAAAGCAAAUAAGUGUAUUUCAUUAAACUUAAAUCUGUUUCUUUAUCAAUUAAUCAAUCUUUUCAACUUACUUCUUGUGUGAGAAAAUCUGAAUUGACAGCGAAAGAAAAAACGAGAAGAGAAAUGAGCAGUUCAGUACAAAAUAAGACUGGGUGAUUUAUUAAUCUCAUCAAGACCAUUAAUACAAAGCAGUUAAAAGGCCACAUACCAUCAAAUAAACCGACUGCUGGAUCAAGCUGUUACAGUGCCACCGGAGGAAAACCAAUCUGUUAUUCUGUCGGGGCUGGGGUUUAAAAAAAGAUAAACAAAACAAAA
This is a messenger RNA of Morone saxatilis (striped sea-bass), 3860 nucleotides long. RefSeq names its product rho guanine nucleotide exchange factor 33. The transcript has 15 exons. Lineage: Eukaryota; Metazoa; Chordata; Actinopteri; Moronidae. The record is from RefSeq and is a predicted model, not a curated record. Gene Ontology annotation, molecular function: guanyl-nucleotide exchange factor activity. Bases 325 to 2352 code for a protein of 675 amino acids.